AUGUGGAGAGGGAUUAGACUCUUAUCAGCACCUUUUAGAGCAAACUACAUGCUGAAGCCAUUCCCAGCAGCCUUUUCUAUUCGCGCAUUUAGCGCAAGCCAGUCUUCAGUUGAAGUGGCAAUAAUUGAUAGGCUUAAAGAAACUGAAGGGAUAAAGAUUGAUAAAUUGUCACCGAAAUCGUCAUUCAAAGAAAUUGGACUUGAUUCUCUUGCACAAAUUGAGUUAUUUUCCUAUUUAGAAGAAAAAUUUGAUGUGACACUGAAUGACGAUGAUACUGAGGGAGUAAAAGGAGUAAAUGAUUUGGUCAGGAUAAUUUUGGGAAAGUUUAAGUAA
This is a messenger RNA of Blepharisma stoltei, 333 nucleotides long. The record is from the annotation of a GenBank genome assembly. NCBI's taxonomy places the organism in Eukaryota, Ciliophora, Heterotrichea, Heterotrichida, Blepharismidae.